UGAUAAUGAGUGCAAGAAGGUUGUGUGAGUCACAAGAAUUCACAUUCAAAUUCCCAAAAGAAACGUGAGAAAAGCACUUGGAAAAGCACAAAAAGCACUUGCUUAAGUGCGUGUAUACCUUCCCACCCAUCCCUAUACUAUCUAUAUUCCCACGCACACCAUGUUCACAACUACAAAAACCAGACCAAACAUCAUCAAAAGGACAAUACCUCCAUCUCCGUCACCACCACCACAAACCUCCACCAUGGUCACCAAAACCAAGAAGCCUGUUUGCUCUAUCCAAUCCAGCCUAGCCACCACCCUCUUUUGUGUUCUCCUCUUCACAAUCCCAGCCCUUCUCCUCCUCCACACCCCUCCUGCCUCCAUCUGCAACACCGCCUCCACCACCUCAACCUCUUUCUCCGGCGACCUCCGCUCAGCCGAAUUCUCCUGGAACCACCUUAGUUUCUCCUCCCACAUCCCUCCACCAGUCCCCCUCAAGAUAGCCGUCUUCACCAGAAAAUGGCCGGUUGGAACAACCCCGGGAGGAAUGGAGCGACACGCGUUCACAUUAUACACCGCUUUAGCAACCCGCAACCACGAGAUCCAUAUCUUCACUUCCCCACCAAACGAAGACGUUAGUUUAAUCAACACCAAGAGAAAAGACGAUAAUGCCCUCAUCGUCCAUUUCCACGAGGGCAACGAGCCGGGACAAUGGCGUUACAACAAGGCAAUGGAACAGUACGAGGAGGAAAACAAGGUACGCCCGUUUGACGUGGUCCACACGGAAAGCGUCGCGUUACCUCAUUACAAAGCUCGCGAUAUCCCGAAUCUUGCAGUGUCAUGGCAUGGGAUCGCUUUGGAAAGCGUAUCAUCAAGCAUCUACCAAGAUCUUAUACGAAAUCCCAAAGAGCCCAUGUCCCCGUCUUUUAACGAAAGCUUACAAGUCAUGAUCCCGAAAGUCCUAAACGAAAUCCGAUUCUUUAGAAAUUACCGACACCACAUCGCUAUUAGCGACAGUUGUGGCGAAAUGUUGCGAGAUGUAUACCAAAUCCCGAGCAAACGAGUACAUGUGAUUGUGAAUGGAGUUAACGAGGACGAUUUUCGGGAAGAUCCAGAAUUAGGGAAGAAAUUUAGAUCCAAAAUUGGGGUACCCAAGAAUGCUAGUUUACUCCUUGGGGUGGCUGGGAGACUAGUGAAAGACAAAGGGCACCCUUUAUUGUAUGCAGCCUUUGCAAAACUGAUGAAAAAGUACACAAAUGUGUACUUGGUUGUUGCUGGGGCUGGACCCUGGCAACAAAGGUACAUGGAGCUAGGACCACAGGUCAAAGUGUUGGGCUCAAUGAGCCCAACAGAGCUUCGAGGGUUCUAUAAUGGGAUUGAUAUCUUUGUGAACCCAACACUUAGGCCACAAGGGCUUGAUCUAACACUUAUGGAAGCUAUGAUGGCUGGGAAACCGGUUAUGGCAUCACGGUUUCCGAGCAUCAAAGGGACGAUUCUUGUUGAUGAUGAAUUUGGUUUUAUGUUUUCACCGAAUGUGGAGUCGUUGGUGGAGGCGUUGGAGGUGGUGGUGGCGGAAGGUCCAGGGAGGCUUGUUCAGAGAGGGAAGGCUUGCCAGAGAUAUGCAACCUCCAUGUUUACAGCUAGAAAAAUGGCGUUAGCGUAUGAGAGGUUAUUUCUUUGUAUAAAGAAUGAAACUUUUUGUAUUUACCCUUAGGUUAUACUCCAUCUCCAUUUCGGUUCUUGAUGAUUAUGUAGGUGGUUGGUUAUAUUGAAACGGGGAACAUACUCUGAUACUCAUACACUAAUGUUUCUACAGAGAGUUGGACUUACAGCUUCAGGGUUAUAGACAUCGGUUGCUAGAUUUGUUAUCAUCAAUUGAUUUUUUUGAACUCCCGAUAUUUUUCGAGUGAUUGUAUAAAUAAUUUCAUAAGUAAAAGGAUGUUUGGUUAAUAGAAUGCAAUGUCUAGGAAAGUAUCUUAAUACUGUUAAUGCAAUGUGUAAUCUGAAUCAAAUUAGGUGUGUCGCUACAUUUGAAAUUUCUUAAAAGAUUUGUAAUUGGAUUCUGUUUUAGUUAGUAAGAUUAUAAAUGAAAAUGAAAUCAUUUUCUUUCGUGGGAUAA
This is a messenger RNA of Lactuca sativa (garden lettuce), 2101 nucleotides long. Its product is annotated as UDP-Glycosyltransferase superfamily protein. NCBI's taxonomy places the organism in Eukaryota, Viridiplantae, Streptophyta, Magnoliopsida, Asterales, Asteraceae. The record is from RefSeq and is a predicted model, not a curated record.